Messenger RNA from Rhopalosiphum padi (bird cherry-oat aphid), 2529 nucleotides. RefSeq lists its product as uncharacterized. NCBI's taxonomy places the organism in Eukaryota, Metazoa, Arthropoda, Insecta, Hemiptera, Aphididae. The transcript has 2 exons. Bases 60 to 2042 code for a protein of 660 amino acids. Gene Ontology annotation, cellular component: nucleus. Gene Ontology annotation, molecular function: DNA binding. The record is from RefSeq and is a predicted model, not a curated record.
UGUCUUAUCAACUUUUUUUUUUAUCAUUUUUAAAAAUUAAUAUAAAAAUACAAAUUUUUAUGUUCCUUCAUUUUUUUUUGCUAGAAGUUGAACAUAAAAAGUUGAGAAUGGUAUCCCACUAUGCAAGAAAAACUAAACGACAAACAUGGUCGGAAGAAAGUAUGAAGAAAGCUAUAUUGGCUGUACAAAAUAAAGAAAUGGGGUGGCUUAAAGCUUCCAAAUAUUUCAAUAUACCUCAAGCUACACUUCGUCGUCAUUUUCAUAAUACAAAUAAAAUAGCAAAAGGAAUAGUGAAACAUCUUGGUCGACCAAGUUGUUUGCCAUCUAUGGUAGAAAAAAAAUUGAUUGACCAUAUUUUAAACUUGGAGUCUAGAUUUUUUGGAAUGACUGUCCAAGAAGUAAAGAAAAUGGCUUAUGAUUUUGCCGAAGAAGCUCAUAUUCCACAUAACUUUAAUAAAGAAAAGAGAGAAGCAGGGUGGGACUGGUUAGCUGGGUUUCGUAAAAGAAAUCCACAGCUAUCAUUACGUUCUCCGGAACCAACAUCAGCUGCCAGAGCACAAGCUUUUAACAAGCCACAGGUACACAAAUUUUUUAAUCUUUUUUUUGACACUAUGCGCAAUGAAAACAUAUCAGUUGAAAAAAUAUAUAAUAUGGAUGAAUCUGCAUUGACAACGGUACAAAAGCCAUCAAAGAUAUUUGCUCAAAAGGGCAAAAAACAAGUAGGUGUAUUAACAAGUGCCGAACGUGGGCAGCAUGUUACAGUGGUUUGUUGUAUAGGUUCAUCUGGGCAAUGUGUACCCCCUGCUCUCAUUUUUCCCAGAAAAACAUUUAAUGCUAAUUUGUACGAUGGAGCCCCUCCAGGUACUUUGAAAAUGUAUCAGGACACAGGUUAUAUGACUGGGGAAUUAUUUAUUGAAUGGAUGAACCACUUUAUAAGGAAUGUUAAACCUAGUCUUGAAGAAAAAGUGUUAUUACUUCUAGAUGGCCAUUCAAGUCACAAAACAGUAGAUGCACUUGAACUUGCUAAAAAGUCAGGUGUUGUUUUACUUUGUCUACCUCCUCAUUGCACGCACCGACUUCAACCUUUGGAUGUUGGUAUUUUUGGUCCUCUUGAUGUAUAUUUUAACCAAGAAAUAGAAAUUUGGUUAAAGGCUAAUGCAGGCCGAACAGUUGGACUCUAUCAAAUAUCUAACAUUUUUGGUCGUGCUUUUGUAAAAACAGUUACAAUGAAGAAUAUUUUGUCAUCAUUUCAAGCCUGCGGUUUAAAUCCAUAUAACCCAGAUAUCUUUCCAGAUCAUUUAUUUGCUCCAAGUUUGACAACAAAUAAUUUGAAUUUUGAAGAACCUACUAAUAAUACAAAUAUACUUUCUGAGGAACAAAAUGAAGUCAUUUUUCCAAGUACUGAAGAUACUGAAGAUAAUGUGAAUAAUGUGACUGUUGUAGACAUAGAUACAAAUUUUCAGACUUCUCCAUUACUUUUGCCAAUGCCUGCUUGUUCAAACACAGAAACAAACCUAAAUACUGAAAAUAUUUCUAAAAUAAUACAAAAAAUUUCACCUUUGCCUAGCUGUUCCUUUGCUGGCCCUAGAAAAUCAAAUAAAAAUAGAUCUACAGGAACUCAAGUGCUUACAAAAAGUCCACUCAUAAAACAAUUAAAAGAAAAACAAAAUGAGAAAAAAGAUAAAGAAUUAAAAAAGUCUAUGAAAAUCAAAUCUAAAAACACUCAGGCAGUUAUGAAGAAUCCACAUAUUAAGAAUAUAAAAAAGAAACAAGAAAAAGUAAUUAGAAAAUCAAAAAGACCAGUAAAUCGCAAAUUAUUUUUAGAUGUUCCAACUGAAAACGAUGCUCAAAGUGAAGCUGAUGAUGUUGAUAAUGAUGAAGAUGAAGUUGCUUGUCUUUAUUGUAAUGAUUUAUACAAACAUUCUAAAUCUAAUGAGACAUGGAUACGUUGUAAUUUCUGUAAAAAAUGGGCGCACACAGCCUGUGCAGGUAUUGAUUUUGGAGUAAAAUAUUUUGAAUGUGAGUUAUGUCAAGAAGACUGAAUUUUAAAAAAAGACUGAAUUUUAAAAAUUAACUAAGACUGAAAUUCUAAAGUUAGUCUAAGGAAGACUUAUGUUUUAUUACCAAACAGCAUUUUAUUUGUUGUUAUUAUGUUUUUAUAGAAUUAAUCUAAGGAAGACUCAUGUUUUAUUUUUUAUUACUAAACAGCAUUUUAUUUGUUUUUAUUAUGUUUUUAUUAUGUUUUUAUAGAAUUUUAUAUAUAACUAAAGUCUUGUUAUUUAUAAUAAUAAUAAAAAAAUUAAACUAUUAAAUAAACUAUUGCAUUCCAAAAAAUUAUAAUUUAUUUCUAUUGCCAAGUAUACAAUGGUUGCUUAUACAAAUGGUGUAUGCCAUUUUAUCCGACACUCCGGGUAAAAUGACAUAGUAGAUACAUUUUAAAAAAAAUGAAUUAAAAUAAUUUGUUUGUAUUGAAUGUACAAUUAGACUUCAGAAAUAUGUGUAUAAUAUAAAUACAAAUAUGUUGCUCAA